Molecule: messenger RNA, 660 nt
Organism: Aspergillus brunneoviolaceus CBS 621.78
Lineage: Eukaryota; Fungi; Ascomycota; Eurotiomycetes; Eurotiales; Aspergillaceae
Exons: 1
Coding region: 269-520 (83 amino acids)
Source: RefSeq, a predicted model, not a curated record
UGAUCGACGACAAUAAGCCGGGAGCAGGGCUGGGGAAAGGUCAAGUUAGGUAAUGGAAUGGGCCAGAUGGCGGUCAAGUGACGUUCCACACACAGCUGCUGCUAACCGGCAUCCUGUCUGUCUCUCUGUCUCUCAGUCCUUCGGUCGGUCGGUCGGUACCAGACCAGACCAGACCAGACCAGAGACCAGAUCAGAUCAGAUCAGGAGUCAGGAGUUGGCCUGGGUGUAAAUGAUCAAUCAGUAUGUGAGACUCAAUAAUGACGACAAAAUGAGUCUUUCCCUGAUGAUCUUUGUGAUCCAUCUCGCUUCUCUUCCCCUCUUUUUCCCUCCUGUUCAAGGUUCUCCCACCACUACACUCCCCCUUCUGAUCUCAUGGGGGGUAUGGGUGAUUGAUUGUACGGGCGUACAGUACCUGAAUAGUGGAGGAACACCAGACGGCAUGGCCCAGCCAACAUACCGAAGCAACAUCGGCUGUCGCCGCCAACUGGCACCCGAGUCCGUGUAUUAUUACCCAGCGUGACGCCGUGACCCAACCAGCAAGUUGUCUAGGAGGGUAGGUAAUUUACCCGACUCGACUCGGGACUCUUCCCUGAUUCACGGGUGGUGCUGCUGGGCUUUGUUUCUUAUGUACGAAGUACUGUACUCAUAAAUUGAUUUUUU